AUGUCUGUCAAGUCUGCUCUACUCUUUGCCAGUGCGGCCCUCGCACACACCCUUCACAGCCGCGAGACCACAUUUGCCUGCGGAACUCCCGAUCCCACAGACGAGCACAUCGCUAUUGCCCACAACUUCUCCAUCAAGGAGGCUGCUGCCGCCAAGGCUGGCCUAGUUGCCAGGCAGGACAUUUUCGUCAACGUCUACCUCCACAGCGUUUCCGCCAGCCAGGGAGGUCUGCUUACUGGCGAUGCUCUACAGAGGCAGUUCGACGUACUGGCGUCGACAUACGCUGCGUACGGCAUCACCAUGUCGCUUGCCGGCACCGACGGCACCGUCAACUCCGGCUGGGCAUCUGACGGCGACGAAUACGGCAUGAAGUCUGCCCUCCGCAAAGGCUCGUACUCCGACCUCAACCUCUACUUCCUCGACAGCCUCAGUGGUGGCAGCCUGGGCUACUGCUACUUCCCCCAGUAUGCCCCUCAGGGUUCCGACGCCUUCGUCCUCGACGGCUGCGCCAUCCAGGCCUCCACCAUCCCUGGAGGGUCCGCCAGCGGCUUCAACGAAGGAUUGACGGCCGUUCAUGAGACGGGUCACUGGCUGGGCCUCUUCCACACCUUCCAGGGCGGCUGUGACGGCGCCGGCGACGAGGUUGCCGAUACUCCUGCCCAGGCCAGCGCCUCGUCCGGAUGCCCCACCGGUCGUGACUCUUGCCCCAACAGCCCUGGCGAGGAUCCCAUCCACAACUACAUGGACUACUCUCAGGACUCUUGCUACAACAGCUUCACCGAUGGCCAGAGGGCUCGCAUGGACAGUUCCUGGAGCCAGUUCCGCGGCUAA
Molecule: messenger RNA, 831 nt
Organism: Geosmithia morbida
Lineage: Eukaryota; Fungi; Ascomycota; Sordariomycetes; Hypocreales; Bionectriaceae
Product: Secreted metalloproteinase
Exons: 3
Coding region: 1-831 (276 amino acids)
Molecular function (GO): metallopeptidase activity
Source: RefSeq, a predicted model, not a curated record